This is a messenger RNA of Blastocystis hominis, 969 nucleotides long. RefSeq lists its product as hypothetical. NCBI's taxonomy places the organism in Eukaryota, Bigyra, Opalinata, Blastocystidae. Gene Ontology annotation, cellular component: endoplasmic reticulum lumen. Gene Ontology annotation, molecular function: protein disulfide isomerase activity; protein-disulfide reductase activity. Bases 1 to 969 code for a protein of 322 amino acids. The record is from RefSeq and is a predicted model, not a curated record. The transcript has 6 exons. Gene Ontology annotation, biological process: response to endoplasmic reticulum stress.
AUGAUGAGAGCCGUUUUUAUUGCCUGCUUGAUUCUUCUUAGUACUACCUUUGCUUUUUAUACUGAAGAUGGGCCUGUAACAAUUCUCACGGAGAAGAAUUUUAAAGAACUUGUUUUGAAUAGUGGAGAUGUGUGGAUGGUGGAGUUUUUCGCUCCUUGGUGCGGACACUGCAAGGCGAUGAAGGACGAGUGGAUUAAGGCUGCCGGUGCAAUGACUGGCAUUGUUCACUUUGGUGCUGUGGACUGUACUGUGGAGCAGAGUCUGGCUUCUCGUUACCAGAUUCAGGGUUUUCCUACCAUCAAGAUUUUCAAUCCCUUGAACAACGCUCCUACUGACUACCAGAACCAGCGUGACGCCAAGUCCUUCUGCAAAGCUGCCUUUUCCGCUGCGAAGAGUCUCGUGUCCGCCCGUCUCUCCGGGAAGGCCGAGAUGCCGAAGCCUCGCCAGCAGGCGAAGGACGAGCCCCGUCAGGAGCAAACGGAGCCCCCCAAAGCGGCGAAAGCGCCGAAGCCGGUGGAAGUGAAGGAGAUCACGACGCAGGAGCAGUUCAAUAAGGCGUGCAUGGAAGCGACCUGCAUGCUUCUCUUCGUGCCCGACAUCCGCGACUCGACCAAGACGCAGCGCGAGGCGCUGAUCGCGACGGUGAAGGCGGUGGCGGACGCGCAGGUGGCCGGAUUGUUCGAAUACGGCUGGGUGGUGGGCGGCUCGCAGUACGAUCUGGAGCAGAAACUGAACCUCGGAUUCGGCUAUCCAGCUGUUGUGGCUAUUAGUGGGAAUAAGGGACGGUAUGCUGUGCAGACCGGAGCGUUCACGGAGCAUAAUCUGAACGUGUUUGUGAAGGGAUUGCAGAUUGGAUCCGUGCGCACCAAGCCGCUGCCCGAACUGCCCGCCUUCGUGGAGGUGCAGCCGUGGGAUGGAGAGGACGCGCCGGUCGUCGAGGAGGAAGAGGAUUAUGAGGAUGAGAUUUGA